AUGACCGGAAAUCCGGGGGUGGGGCCGGUUCGGAAAGAGCGGGAAGCCCAGGGCGCUUCUGAGCACGCGCGGGGCGUCGUCGCUCGCGCUGAGGAGGUCUUCUUAGGACGCAACCCUGGUGUCUGCUCCAAGAUCCUCGACCCCACCUUGGAGAAGAUGGAGUGUGAGUUGGGCGACCACCACGUGAAAGUGUUUGGGAGAGCAAUCCAUGCUUUAGCUCGAAUUAGUGAGGACCUGUGGCUUGACCCUACUGAAAGAGGUCUUGCUCUGCGGUCCGUGAAUUCUUCUAGAUCAGCUUAUGCAAGUGUUUUAUUCCCAACUUCAUUCUUUCAACUGUACCAAUGGUCAGCUACGCCUGAAAUAUGUGACAGUAAUAUGCCAUUGCGUCUAAAAUGUAAAUUAGGAAUGAAGUCAGUUCUGCCCAUAUUUAGAUGUCUGAAUACACUUGAAAGAAAUGUGGAAAAGUGGAAUAUUUUUACAAGCGCUAAUACAUGCCAUGUGAUUAUUCAGCUCUUCUGCAAACAUGGCAUUAUAAAAACUCAUAAUUUGGCUUUUCAAGAGUCUGAGCCUUUACAAGCUGCUUUUGCAAAGAACAUGUGUCCUAAUAUAUUGAAGGUUCAGUCAAGGUUGCUGGCUGAUAUAAUGGUUCAUUUUCCAUUGAGUCAAGAAGAAAUUACUUUAGCUGUGACACCAAUGAAAGUUUGCUUUAAAAGCUAUGUUGAGGAUGAAAUAGGUUUUGCCAAGUCUAUGUACACUGAAAUGCAUCUCGAUCCUGAUGAAUUUGACUACUUUCAAGUUGGAGUUGACAUUGAAGUAACAUUUUGUCUUAAAGAACUGAGGGGACUACUGGCAUUGUCAGAAGCUAUAACUGCUCCUGUAUCUAUUUAUUUUGAUCUUCCUGGAAAACCUGUGGCUUUCAGCAUCGAUGAAAUGGUCUUAGAAGCCACUUUUAUUUUGGCUACAUUAGCUGAUGUUCAAAGUGAGAGAUCUCCAAGUUCACUGUGCCUUUCACAAAGACUGAAAAGGUCAGAUCUGAUAAAGUCAAAGUCAGACACUGAAGGCAAUCCAAUAAACAUAGAGAAGGAGUUGACCACAGUCAAAGCAGCAUCCAAGAGACCUUCAUACAAUGAGAGAGAGAUUAAUGCCACUGAAUUAGAAAGUUUUAGUAUUCCUGCAGUGAAAAGACUGGAUACACAUAUCCCUGAAGCAACAGAAAACUACCUUAGUGUCAUGGGAAAGGUGAUGCCAAAGACUCAAGUCUAUGAUAAGUUUUGUUCCCUGUUUUUUGGAGCAGUUUCACCUAAGCAACACUUCAACCGCCCAUGGAUCAAUCUGGAAACAGUGAAUGACAGUGAAGAUGUUAGUAAUGGCCCACUCUCUCAAGUCUUCUAACAUAUUUUAAUGAUGGCUCCAGAAGCUUGGCUUCCAGACUGUCAACUAGAUGACCCAGCUCUCAAACAUGCAUCUGUAUUAAUAAGUUCCUAUAUAUGUUCUCAGUUUACAAGAGAACCCCCUAAGGGGUUCAUAGUACUUAGUUCUAAUAGCAUUGAAAAUGAUGUCACUUUAAAUAGCAACUGUUAUUAAAUGUGUUUGGUUGUAAAGGCUAGGCCAUUUUAUUGUGAUCUUUGAUGUCUUGGAGGAGGCACAAGGUC
Molecule: messenger RNA, 1652 nt
Organism: Trichosurus vulpecula (common brushtail)
Lineage: Eukaryota; Metazoa; Chordata; Mammalia; Diprotodontia; Phalangeridae
Gene: RAD9B
Product: RAD9 checkpoint clamp component B
Exons: 11
Coding region: 1-1392 (463 amino acids)
Biological process (GO): mitotic intra-S DNA damage checkpoint signaling; DNA repair; DNA replication checkpoint signaling
Cellular component (GO): checkpoint clamp complex
Source: RefSeq, a predicted model, not a curated record